CCCGCAAAAGGGAGGACACGAAAAAGGCGUAACAUUUGCUGAAACGAACCAGACGCUAUCGCAGUUAUCCAAUAAAGUGCUGAAAGGUGUUUCUGCCCUUUGUUGCAAGGAUCCUUAUCUGAUUCAGGAAAUACAAUAGUCCAUCAGGAUGUCUUUAACCAACGCUUACCUCGCUGAGCCUGCCUUUCCAAUCCUUGCCUCCUCACUAAUUUCAGAACCAUUCCCGGGAGAAGCAAAGAGGGCUUCUGGGAAGGUAGUGAACAAUGCCUCCCCGCGGGGCGACAGCCAUCCUUCGCGGGAGUGGAGUCUCAAGCAUGACAUCAAGAACGGUAUAGGGAGCGACAAAGACAGCGUUUUCAGAUGUGGCACUAUUACAGGCUUUUCCAGACUGAGGGAAGGAAAUGCGGAUGAAGACAAGGGACGAGUCUGCGAGCUCCCUCGUUAUCUACUGUCAACACAUCUCCGUAGGACCAGCCCGAAUCAUCCAUCGGAACCAAGGGCUUUCAUCAUCCGAUCUCCAACUUCUAGUGCCUUCUCACCGGAGACACUACUUGGCUCACUUCUUUCCUGUCAUGAUGAACCGCACUUAUCACGUGAGGAGGCCGUUGAGCUUCUUGAUUCAGUGCAGAUUCUCUCCGUAUUGGAUUUCACUCAUGUCAUACAAGCCAUCAGUAAUGUGUCUGAUGCCCUGAACCGAAUUCAGCAGCAGAGACACCAGCUCAGAGAGAACCAUGGACAGGUGUCGUCUUCGGACAACUGCAAUAGCCCGGUCCUCCUCAUUAUCGAGGGAAUAGAUACUAUGGCUGAUGGUCUUAUUCGCACCUCAAGCCCGCUUAGAGGCACGGCUCUACUAGUUCCGGUACUACGUACUCUGACAUAUCUGUCGCGGACAUAUGCGUCGUUUCUUUCUGUGAUGCUUGUCAAUACGAACACGCUCGGAUCAAUAUACCCAAACAGAAGUGUGAACCCUUCGUCACGAUCCUCUGGCCAAGGGCAACAAUUCAAUGUCGGGGACGGAGAUGGUGAUCGAAACGAGGGUAUACAUUCCGUCUUUUUGCAUCGUGCUACGUCGACGACCUUGUUACCCACCAUCCUAUCUAGAUCCCUCGAUCAGGGUAUCGACACCCACCUGCUUCUUUCCAAGGUAAAUGGUAGAAACGUGGUCGAGGUUGUCAAGGAUCGAGUGGGAAGUGGUGUAGGCAGGUGGUGUGUCUGGGAUCGAGGUACAUGGGAAGCCCUUGCUGCGCCAUUAGACUGAGCGCUGUGCCGGAGAGAACAUAUGUUCAUGGAUGCAAAGACAUUUUUUAUUAUCUGCAUACAAUUACCUACCACGUAUGUGAUAGGUACGUCCGCCUCGGAAGAUAAA
This is a messenger RNA of Paecilomyces variotii, 1366 nucleotides long. RefSeq lists its product as hypothetical. The coding region runs from base 149 to 1258 and encodes 369 amino acids. Lineage: Eukaryota; Fungi; Ascomycota; Eurotiomycetes; Eurotiales; Thermoascaceae. The record is from RefSeq and is a predicted model, not a curated record. The transcript is spliced from 2 exons.